Molecule: messenger RNA, 1173 nt
Organism: Danio rerio (zebrafish)
Lineage: Eukaryota; Metazoa; Chordata; Actinopteri; Cypriniformes; Danionidae
Source: RefSeq, a predicted model, not a curated record
GCAAAUGUCACGUGACCGGCGCUUUUCCCUCAGCGCUUACUUGUUUAGUGAUUGUCAAAUGUUUGUUACUGGAGACAUUUAAAAAUUAAAAUGAUUGAAUACCACUCUGUUACUUGCGUUACACAUUUACUAUAUGUUUUAAUCCCGCCUCGAGACCAGUGAAUGGGAUUUGAUGGAGAUUUUGCUUUCUGUCGUCGAGCGCCAUCUGCCGGAGUGAAAGUUCGCUUCAUUACAAACACCUGACAGCACUUAGAGAAGGACUGAACACCAACAUGGCGAAAUUCCUCAGUCAAGAUCAAAUCAACGAGUAUAAAGAGUGUUUUUCGCUGUAUGACCAGAAGCGCAAGGGUAAACUGAAGGUGCAAGAUCUGCUGACGGUCAUGAGCUCUCUUGGUUGCUGUCCGACCCUGCCGGAGCUCCACAGACACUUGCUCUCCCAUAAAAUCGAUAAGCACGGAGAGUUGGAUUUCUCCACGUUUCUCAGCAUCAUGCAUGAGCAGAUCCAGCAGGAGAACCCGCGGGCCGAGAUCCUGCAGGCCGUGAGGCUGACGGACACUGAGAAACGAGGAUUUAUCACUGCGGCAGAGCUCAGAGCCAGACUGACUCACUUUGGAGAAAAACUAAGAGAUCAAGAAGUUGACGAGCUGCUGAGUGAAGCUGGUGUGGCAAAUGACGGACAAAUUAAAUACGAGGACUGCGAAAGGAUAGUGACUCUACUGACCAGGCGCAGAGAUGAACCUUUAAUUCCCCGGCAAGACAGCAGCGCGGUCUGAGUGGGUCAGGUCGUCCUCUGGAGGAUCAGAUUUCCAGACGAGGUCAAAUCAUUCACAGCAUCAGGAGCGUCUCAUUAUGACUGAAACACAUCUCCUCCUAUCCCAUAAGCCCCUGCUGGGUUUUUUCAGUGAGUGCGCAGAAGCUACUCAUUUCCUUUCGCAGAUUAGCUGUGUGUGAUUUACAUCUUUUCCCACUCUGAGAUCUGUCAUUUUGAAGCAGGAAGUAAACGUUGCUUUCCUGUUCAGAUUGCUGCUGUGUUUAUUGUGUUCCCAUUGAGUAAUGAGUGUGUUUCUCUGCCUGAAUUCAGUUGUGUGUGAAAUAUUGUUGUCAAGCAUAACUAGUUCUCAUACUGCUCAUAAUUUACCUUGUAAAGGAUUUAAACAUUUAAUAUGUCAAAGA